AGCCUCACACUUUUGUCUUCAUCGUGCCGCUGCUGGUCAUGCUGUUCUGACACAGAUUCACCCUGUGCAUGCUAUUUAAGGCCCACAUGGGGCAGAAGCACCAGGCCAUGAGGGUCAUCUUUGCUGUUGUCCUCAUCUUCCUGCUCUACUGGCUCCCCUACCACCUGGUCCUGCUCGCAGACACCCUCAUGAGGACCCGGGUGAUCAAGGAGAUCUGUGAGCACCGCAAUGACAUUGGCCAGGACCUGGAUGCCACUGAGAUUCUGGGCAUCCUUCACAGCUGCCUCAACCCCCUCAUCUACGCCUUCAUUGGCCAGAAGUUUUGCCAUGGAUUCCCCAAGAUCCUGGCCAUGCAUGGCCUGGUCAGUAAGGAGUUCUUGGUACGUCAUCACGUUACCUCCUACACUUCUUCCUCUGUCAAUGUCUCUUCCAACCUCUGAAAACCAUCGACAAAGGAAUAUCUUCUCAUAAGGAAAGAAUAACCAACACCCUGAGGUUGUAUAUGGAAGGCGGUCUGGCUGUGGACAGGCACUGUCUGGGUUUUGGGGGGACACUAGAGGACGUGGGGAAGUUAGGAACUGGUGUCUUCAGGGAUCAUGCCAACCUUCUGAAGAGCUGCUGAGGUACCUCCAAGGACCAGCCUUUGCAGCUCCAUGGAAAGGAAGCACCAGCAUUUCUAUUGAACGUUGCAUCUUUAUCCCACUAACUGGCUAAUUAAUUCAGUUUUUUAAGCUAGUUUGACUUCCAUUUCUAUCAUUUGACAUCAGAAGAGCCCUGACAUUGUCAGUCCUUACAUGGGACGUUUUUACACAGAUGAAGCUAAACCACAAAGGCAAACUUGCUAGGUGGACAGCAGAAAACUGAAAGAGGAGAGGACAGACGAGAGGAGCUUUGAGCAGAUGGUGGGCAAAUGAGCUGUGGUCUCUUCAGCAUGCGUUCAUUCCUGUGAUCAUUAUUUAUUGAGCAUUUAAUAGGCUCCAGGCACCAAGGACAUAGAGUGAACAAACUGACAGGGCCCUGUCUCCAAGGAGGGAAAACAGACUAGGAAAGAAC
This is a messenger RNA of Macaca mulatta (Rhesus monkey), 1053 nucleotides long. RefSeq names its product C-X-C chemokine receptor type 1-like. Gene Ontology annotation, biological process: immune response; positive regulation of cytosolic calcium ion concentration; G protein-coupled receptor signaling pathway. Gene Ontology annotation, molecular function: C-X-C chemokine receptor activity; C-C chemokine receptor activity; interleukin-8 binding. The record is from RefSeq and is a predicted model, not a curated record. Gene Ontology annotation, cellular component: external side of plasma membrane; membrane. NCBI's taxonomy places the organism in Eukaryota, Metazoa, Chordata, Mammalia, Primates, Cercopithecidae.